AUGGAAGAUAGUACAUUCAAUAAAUUAGUUGAAGUAAUAUAAUUCAAAAUAUUAGUAAGUUUAAUCUUAAUUGACUUAAUUACAUGAUAAUGUAGAAUAAUUUGAGCAAGAUCAUAAAGAUGUCAUCAAUUCAAGUGUUGGCCAAGAUAUUAUAGAUUUACAAGAUUAGAUAUAAAACUUGUUAAAAUAGCUUUAAGGUAAUAUGCAAAGACUUGAUAAUAAUGCAGGUCAUCUUCCAGGUCGUUAAUAAAAGUAUCAUACAAUUAUAUUUAUAAAAGAAUGAAAUAAAUCAAGUAAUUCUACAAAAAAGAAAUCGAUAAGUUUACUUCAGUUUGUAAGUAAUUGGAACAACAGUUAUAAUAAAAAAGAAAGACAAUUGCUAUGAAUCAAUAAGUUAAAUGGAAUGACCCUAAACCAAAACCUGUAGAUUAAUUACAAGAAUAAUUAAUGCACGAUUAGUAUGACGUUGAUAAUUAGAUGAUAAAAGAAAGAGAGGAAGAUAUUUAAAGAAUAGUAUACUUAUUUCCAAUAAAAGGAUCGAGAAGCUUAAAUGCUCAAUAAAUUAGUCGGAGAAUUGGCAUUAGAAGCACAUAAAGCAGACGAAGUUCUUGAUCUUGUUGAUACUCAUCAAUAGACUACUAAAGACAAUUUAGUGAAGGCCAAUGUCGAAUUAGAUUAAGCCUAAGAUUCUCAAAAAUCUGCAAAUAAGAAAUGGCUUAUCAUAGCUAUUUUGGCAAUUAUUGUUGUAGGAGUAUUAGUUACAAUUUUAGUUCUAAAAUUGAAUUGAUAUUAAUAACAAACA
Molecule: messenger RNA, 802 nt
Organism: Paramecium sonneborni
Lineage: Eukaryota; Ciliophora; Oligohymenophorea; Peniculida; Parameciidae
Source: the annotation of a GenBank genome assembly